AUGGCAACCGUCGCCGCGCCGCGCCUGCUCCUUCGCCUCCUGGGCCAGGCCGCCGCGGGGGCCUCGCCGGGCCGAAGCUGCGGCUGUCAUCUCCGGCAGGAGGCCCGCCGGCUCCACCUCACCGCGUCUCGGAAUGAAGCCGUUGUCAUUUCUGGGAGGAAACUGGCCCGGCAGAUCAGACAAGAAGCCCGCCAUGAAGUGGAGCAGUGGGUGGCAGCUGGAAACAGAAGGCCUCACCUCAGCGUGGUUCUUGUGGGUGAAAAUCCUGCAAGCCACUCCUAUGUCCUGAACAAGACCAAAGCUGCAGCUGAUGUUGGAAUCAGUAGCGAAACAAUCCUGAAACCAGCCUCCAUCACGGAAGACGAGUUGCUUGAUUUAAUUGUGAAACUGAAUGAUGACACCAAUGUAGACGGUCUGCUGGUGCAGCUCCCUUUACCUGAACAUAUCGAUGAGCGAAAGGUCUGCAACGCUGUAAACCCUGAAAAAGAUGUCGACGGCUUCCAUGUCGUCAACGUGGGCCGGAUGUGUCUGGACCAAUACUCCAUGCUACCUGCAACGCCUUGGGGCGUGUGGGAAAUCAUCAAGAGAACUGGAAUCCCAACCCUGGGCAAGAACGUUGUUGUUGCUGGCCGAUCGAAGAAUGUUGGCAUGCCCAUUGCGAUGCUUCUGCAUACGGAUGGCAGACAUGAGCGUCCUGGAGGGGAUGCGACAGUCACCAUCUCUCACCGCUAUACCCCAAAGGAACAGCUCAAGCAGCAUACAAUUCUUGCUGACAUCGUCGUUGCAGCUGCAGGCAUUCCUAAUCUGAUUACAGCAGACAUGAUCAAAGAAGGAGCUGCUGUGAUCGACGUCGGCAUAAACAGAGUCCAGGAUCCUGUUACUGCCAAACCAAAGCUGGUUGGAGAUGUGGAUUUUGAAGGUGUGAAGCAGAAAGCCAGCUACAUCACUCCGGUGCCAGGUGGGGUUGGGCCCAUGACCGUUGCCAUGCUGAUGAAGAACACCAUCAUUGCCGCGAAGAAAAUGCUGAGGCCCCGAGAACUCGAAGCACUGACCUCUUAAUGGCGGACUUUUCCAUGUCGAACAGCAACAUUCCAAAUCUCCCAGACCACAGGCUGAUAGCGAUGCAAUAUUUAUUUGCUGGAAUAUUUAUUUAAAGCAAUUGUGUUUGAUGGCAGAGAGCCUCCACCCUAAACCAAUGUGUGGCAAUUCCUACCAUUAAGCUACUGUAUUUAAAUGCAGGACCCUGGUUGAGA
Euleptes europaea (tarantolino) is the source of this 1253-nucleotide messenger RNA. It is a transcript of the gene MTHFD2, whose product is annotated as methylenetetrahydrofolate dehydrogenase (NADP+ dependent) 2, methenyltetrahydrofolate cyclohydrolase. NCBI's taxonomy places the organism in Eukaryota, Metazoa, Chordata, Lepidosauria, Squamata, Sphaerodactylidae. Gene Ontology annotation, molecular function: methenyltetrahydrofolate cyclohydrolase activity; methylenetetrahydrofolate dehydrogenase (NAD+) activity; methylenetetrahydrofolate dehydrogenase (NADP+) activity. Bases 1 to 1059 code for a protein of 352 amino acids. Gene Ontology annotation, cellular component: mitochondrion. Gene Ontology annotation, biological process: tetrahydrofolate interconversion. The record is from RefSeq and is a predicted model, not a curated record. The transcript has 8 exons.